UCCAGGCAGAAUCUCAGCACUCGACGACUCGACCGUGUUCAUCGCAGACGCGUAGUGCGCAACCGCUUGCAGCCAGCGCCCAGGCCACAUUCAAAAGUCUCGUGUAGAAGCCCCUUAGAAGCUACUUGUCACCUUUUACAGAGAGAGAGAGAGAGAGCCCUGUGUACCGUGUGAGAGAGAGAGAGAGAGAGAGAGAGAGAGAGAAAAAGAGGGAGGUACCAAAUAAAAAGAGAAGCCUCCUCCUCCUUGCAUACCUCCCUGCCCACUUUUAUAUCUCAGAGAAGAGCAGCGGUGGGGUUUUCGGCUGUGGAAGUACACCUUGGCUAAAGCUUCUCGACGUGGCUGUGGAGAAAAAACGCUAGAGCCCCCGAACCGUGUGUCUCCCUUUUGUCGCUUAUGGUCAACGCAUUCAUUCGUUGACUAACUGUCUACUCGGUCAGCAGCAACUACAGCAGCAGCUACAGCUACAUCAGCAGCCAGCCACCAGAUCGCCACCGCCAGCCCCAAACACACAAGAAAACCAGUUGAUUCUCUCAAGAAUUUGAUUGUCAUUUUUCGAACGAAAAGCGCAACGAGAAACCCCCAUUUUGCCAAAAUGUUCGCCGUUAUGCCCUACGAUACUGAGGACAGGAGCGCAGCCUACAGGCGCCGGGUAGCGACUCCCCGUGCCGACUUUGUCUGCAAGUAUUGCCAGCGCCGUUUCACCAAGGCCUACAAUCUCAUGAUUCACGAGCGCAGCCAUCGUGACGACGUCACCUACACUUGCGAGGUCUGCGGCAAAACCUUCAAGCGACAGGACAACUUGAAACAGCACAGGCAUCGGUAGACUACUCCACCAACACACCACAUAAAUAUGACCCCCGUUUCCGCGGCCCGCAAUAUACACACUGGCAAUGCGCCUCUCCAGCGUCGCUACGUCGUACGUCUCUGUCUCUUUCUUUCUCUCUCUGUCUCAACUCUUUUUCUUUCUCUCUCGAACCUUUUUUCCUUCUGUCUCUGCUGGACUGUUUUUUUGCUGCUGCUGCUCUGCCUGUGACCGAUUCUUUUUUUGACAACCAAAUGAUUUUGCUUUCGGCAUGUCCCAUCCAGCUGCUGCUGCUGCUUUUUACAUUUUAUUGCGUAGUACUAUGUGCUUUUUUCAUUAAUUGUGUUCUCCCUUCCGGCUGCUGUGUGUGAAGAGUCUCGAUCCAACUCGAUGCGAUGACAAUAACCGCAAAAAAAACAUCUCGCGAUUCCAAUUUUCAUACUAACAGCCGAUUCCGCUUUUAAAAACGAAAAAAAAAGAGCGCCCCCAGUGUUGUGUAUAUAUGUGAAGGCUCACAUCAUUUUUGUGUGUUUGCUGGUGGAAACGUUUGUAUAAUGUCCCUCCUGAGUCUCUGAUGAUGCGCACCACACGAUUUUCUAUCGACCAAACAACAAAAAAACAAAAAAAAAGACAGCCAAACAACCAAAACGCGCUUACAUUGUUUCAUUGCAGAACUAUCCACGGUCCCGCUUAUCGCUCGACGGGCAUCUACAUACCGGCCAUUUGAAGAGCGCGCGCUCCGCUCUCACGCCACGCUUAUUCGGGAAAAAUUAAAGAUUCGCACUCUCGCCGCCCUCCUCCUGUUUUCUUUGAUUUUUUUUUAUCAAUGAUUUUUCUCAUUCAAAUCUUUUAUUAUUAUAAUUAUUAGACAACAGCAAAAGUAAGAAAAAACAAACAAAAAAAAAGAUAAAAAAAAAAGAAUAUUUUACUACUCGAAAACCCAAAACUAACCACACCCUAUUCGUCUUUUUUCCUCUGAAUUUCAGUUGUUUUAUAUGUUUUUUGUCCCAAUUGAUUUUUUUUCCAUCGCGACAACUGACUGAAAACAAAAAAGAUUUCUCAUUUUUUCCACUUCUUAAAAAUUCUUCCUCGAUCAUUUUUGCGUGUUUUGUUUUGCUGCUGUGUGUGAAUGUCGUGUGCGUGUAUCUGCCUUUAAAAAAACAAACAAUUGCGACGGAAUCCGUCCAGACUUCUGUACAUUUAUAACUUCUCCAUAUGAGAGAGAAGAUGUGCCUCUGUCAAUCCAAUUUUCUUAUAAACCCCCCAACCCUGCAAUCGCAUUGACUUGGUAUGAAAUUUCUUCUCUUAAAUUCUAAUUUUGUUUGAUUUUUUUUGGAAAAAAAUUCAAUUUUCUUCUCACCCCACCCCCCAUGUCGUGAGUUGCACCCGGUGUGUUGUGAGAGAGAGAAAAACGGGCGGACGGCACCUUUUCUAUAGAAAGAAAAACCAUUUAUCCCCACUUUUUUAUGAUUUCUGUAAUUUGGCAAUGACAAUUCCUCCCUUUUUUUUCCAUACAAAAAACAAAGAAUUAAACGAAACAAAAGAAGAGAUCAAAAAUGAGGCAUUCCAAUGAGAACAAAAAAAAAGAGAAAUUUUAUCUUCCCGUGGAAUUCGCUACUGUAUCCCAUUCAAAUCCAAAACGCACAGUUGGAAAUUC
Messenger RNA from Daphnia pulicaria, 2462 nucleotides. Its product is annotated as protein drumstick-like. Gene Ontology annotation, biological process: regulation of transcription by RNA polymerase II; embryo development; embryonic hindgut morphogenesis. The transcript is spliced from 4 exons. The coding region runs from base 596 to 826 and encodes 76 amino acids. Gene Ontology annotation, molecular function: DNA-binding transcription factor activity, RNA polymerase II-specific; RNA polymerase II transcription regulatory region sequence-specific DNA binding. The record is from RefSeq and is a predicted model, not a curated record. NCBI's taxonomy places the organism in Eukaryota, Metazoa, Arthropoda, Branchiopoda, Diplostraca, Daphniidae. Gene Ontology annotation, cellular component: nucleus.